GUUCUGCAAGGCGCAUUACGAGUUCGCAGUCCAACUUCAACAUCGAUAAGAGUGACAUCGAGAAUUUCAAGACCUCCUCAAAGCAGCAACCGCGAUGUCUACUCAAACCGACGAGUCUCAGGUCAAAAAGAUGGAAAGUGAAAUAGCACAAUUUUUCUCGGGUCGCAAAGUCCUUAUAACGGUCGGCUUGGGAUGUCUGGGAAAGCUUUUGAUUGAGAAAUUACUGCGAUGUUGCCCAAAUAUCGCGACGCUGUACGUAUUCGUGAGAGAAAAAGACGGAAAGAAUCCUCGUGAACGCAUACAACAACUUCCCGAACUGCCUUUAUUUGAGAAGUUGAAGGAAGAACAGCCACAUUUCUUGCAGAAAUUGAUAAUGAUCGAGAGCGAUCUGAGUAAGCCAAACUUGGGCUUAUCCCAGCAAAAUCGUAAUAGAUUGCUUGACACGAACGUUAUUUUUCACGGUGCAAUGAUGACACGACUCAAUCAAAAAUUUCGUAUAAUGGUAAACGUUAAUGUGCAGGCCACGAAGGACAUAUUGCUACUUGCGAGGAAUAUGCCGGAUCUCAAGGCUUUUGUCCAUCUAUCGACGACUUUCGCUCAUUCGCCAAUCAAAUCCAUUGAAGAGAAACACUAUCCCCCACCAAUAAAGACUGAUGAAUUAUUGUCGCUGUUGAAUAUCCUGAACGAUAGAAAGUUGGAUGCUCUUACAUCGUCAUUGAUCGACGGCUGGCCUAACUCGUUCACGUUUACGAAAGCGGUUGCGGAGGACACGGUGCUGCGAUACGGCAACGGAAUGCCGGUGUGCAUCGUGCGACCGUCUAACGUGACGUCGACCUGGAACGAGCCGAUCAUGUGUUGGUCCGACAGUGUGUACGGGCCUAUUGGUCUCUUGGUCAGCUCGAGUCUCGGCCUAUUGCGCACGAUACGUAGCCACGUAAAAAAAAACCUCGACUUCGUACCGGCUGAUUACGUGACGUCAUGCUUGAUCGCCACCGCUUGGCACAUCAAUGCAAGACAUACCAAGGGAGAAUUUAAAGUGAACGCGGAAACAGGCGUCGUGUCGGUCGCGGAAAGAGUGUUGGUGUACAAUUAUGUCUCGUCUUGUCAAAAGCCGAUGACCUGGGACACGUUUAAAAAACACGUACGCACCCACGGAUCAAAUAUACCGGGUGUGGAAAAGAUGCGGCUGCGGUACAUAGUUUGGAAUAGUAGACUGUGGGUGCACAAGAUUUUCAUGUUUCUGAUGCACUUGUUGUCCGCAACCAUCGUGGAUGAUUCAGCGUCCUUACUUAGCGGCUAUCCUCCAAGAUGGUACAGGGCCUAUAAUUUGAUAAGUACUUAUUUUGUGGCGAUGUACCAUUCUAUAUCGCAGCAAUGGUACUUCAGGAAUGACGCGGUGGUCGAACUUUGGGGACGAAUGAACGCGGUGGAUCGCGAGAUAUUCAAAUUCGAUAUGAGUAAUUUCGAUUGGAGCGAAUAUGUAAAGCGAAUGACCUACAAUAUGCGCGACUUUGUCAAUAACGACUCGUUGGAUGGUGUAAAAGAAAGAGUGACCGAUUAUAUUGAACUACGAUUUUACACGUAGGCUGAAGAUCGUCUAUACAACCAAGAUGCGGAUAACAUAACGUGCACAAACGUGCGUUUUAAUAUUUACAUAAUUAAAAACUAUAAUUUAUAUUCUGUACAAUUUAUAUUCUUUUCGUUGAA
Messenger RNA from Vollenhovia emeryi, 1707 nucleotides. RefSeq names its product fatty acyl-CoA reductase 1-like. Gene Ontology annotation, molecular function: alcohol-forming very long-chain fatty acyl-CoA reductase (NADP+) activity. The record is from RefSeq and is a predicted model, not a curated record. Gene Ontology annotation, biological process: long-chain fatty-acyl-CoA metabolic process. The coding region runs from base 95 to 1585 and encodes 496 amino acids. The transcript is spliced from 8 exons. Gene Ontology annotation, cellular component: peroxisome. NCBI's taxonomy places the organism in Eukaryota, Metazoa, Arthropoda, Insecta, Hymenoptera, Formicidae.